AUGGGAAAGACCGGCAAUUCAUCGAAAGCUAGGAAGCAAACCUUUGGCCAUGUGGUGCCUUUGGGUGGCAGCUGUCUCAUCGCCAAACAUUUGCAGAACAAGGGCAUUCGAAUCUGCAAGUUCCCGUUCGACUGGAUGUACUCCACGCCAUACUUGGUGCGUCACGCGCUGCUGGACGACUUCAAGACUUUCUUGGACACAACCAAGUGUGAAAGUGGCACCGGGCAAUCCGAGGAGAAGUGCGGCACCAUCCACCGCGUCUAUCGCCGAAUGCAGUCCACCAAGGCGAAGAACGUAGUCUUCCCACACCAUCAGCUCUGGUCCGGUGCCCGCAAUGGAAGCCGCGACCGCAGCUCCUACCGGCGAUCUGUCGAGCGCCUGCGGCGAGUUCUGCGCUCCGGGGCGCGGACGCUCUUCGUCGCUGCCUUGGAUGCAGAGGCGAAGAAUCUGGAGAAGCUCCGGGACGAGCGCUGGCAGCCAGAAGGCGAAGGUUCCGGCGGCCGCGGCUGUCGGGGCUGUCCUGUACCGCCUUCGGGGGGCCCGGAGCUCUGCAGUCGGGCAGAGGUCUCAAGGCUCUUCGAGUGCCUGAAGAGCAAGAAGAAGGGUCCCUUCCACCUGGAGGUUGUCUACCUGCUGAAACACUCUCGCCAAAAAGGCCGCAAGCAAGUCAUCCUUCAAAAGAGCGCGAAGGACAGAUCAUUGAGGAUUACCGAGAUGUCCUGCAAAGGGGAUCACACUGGUCUAGCCUUUCGGGAAGAUGGAGAUAUGUUGGCCUUUCACAAGCUCAUCACAGAUUCUUCUUGCCGACGCUUCAAGCCCAUAAUCCUCGACGGGAACGGCACCAAGGGCUACCGUGAUGCCAACAGCAGCGCAGCGAGCGCAGCGAGCGCAGCGAGCGCGGCGAGCGCGGGCCCGGCAAAGAAGGGCUCCAGACGAGGCGACUUGAAGCGCAAGCUACGAUUUCUCCAGACGAACCCGAAAAAGAAGGGUACUGAGGCACACGUGCGAUACGAGGUCUACAAAAAAGCGCGGACAAUUCAAGAGUUCCUGGACCUGGGUGGUUUCAAGGGGGACUUGGCCUUCGACCAAGCGCGUGGCUUUCUCACACUUUCCUAG
Messenger RNA from Symbiodinium necroappetens, 1116 nucleotides. The record is from the annotation of a GenBank genome assembly. NCBI's taxonomy places the organism in Eukaryota, Dinophyceae, Suessiales, Symbiodiniaceae.